Messenger RNA from Saprolegnia parasitica CBS 223.65, 330 nucleotides. RefSeq lists its product as hypothetical. The transcript has 2 exons. The record is from RefSeq and is a predicted model, not a curated record. The coding region runs from base 1 to 330 and encodes 109 amino acids. Lineage: Eukaryota; Oomycota; Saprolegniomycetes; Saprolegniales; Saprolegniaceae.
AUGUGCUUGCGACAUGGGCUCGUCGGCUCGCCUCGGGUCAUGUCGCUUCAGUCGGUCAUUCAAUUCGACGACACCGAGAUCGGUCUGCAAGAUCUCCUGAAUCUCCCCAUCAUGGAGCGCGCAAUUGUCAUGACGGCCUCGACGAUCGCUGCGUCAGCGGGAGUAUCACAGACGUCGACGACCUCGAUCUUCGUGCAGAGGCGCAUUCUCGACAUCAACUGCCACCGGUUCUCUGCGUUCACUGUGUCGGUCGCCUUGACGUUGUGGAGUGGCGUCGCGAUCCCGUCACCGCCGCCAAUCCAACGCAAGGUUCUCGAAACGAGCCUCUAG